This is a messenger RNA of Puccinia triticina, 522 nucleotides long. RefSeq lists its product as uncharacterized. The record is from RefSeq and is a predicted model, not a curated record. The transcript has 2 exons. NCBI's taxonomy places the organism in Eukaryota, Fungi, Basidiomycota, Pucciniomycetes, Pucciniales, Pucciniaceae. The coding region runs from base 1 to 522 and encodes 173 amino acids.
AUGAAGUCGGAAGAGUUAGCAGUAGGAGUGGAAGCGGUAGAAUCAGGAGGGGGAUUCUUCGAGGAGGGCAAGAUAGCGGAGCAGGUGCUAAGGCGUUUCCAAGCGGCGUGGUUUUUGCGCGCGAUUCGUUUGAGGGGGGAACUUGCUCCGCACGCUGUCGGUCCGCGCGAGCCGACGACUGCCAUAGCUGGUGUUGGUGCUGUCCGACGACGGAUUGGUGAGGCUGGUGGUCCGGCUCAAGCUGUCUUCAUCGCUCGACGCGCUCGUCCGUCCACUGCUUCCACGGCGCUCGUCCGCGCGGAACCUGCUCGCGUCAAAACUCGUCGGCCGACGCUCCCGGGUGCUCAGACUGCUCUCCCGACUCUGGCUUUUCUCCGUGACCAUCAGCAGCGUGUUGCGCUUGGACUUCUCGGCAAGCGGGCUCAGCUCGUUGACACAGAUCAUGAACGGCUCGGGUCGAGCUCGCUCGUCGAGCUUCUUGGUUGCGUCAGGGUCUUCUGUUUUCGGUGGGUCGUCAGCUGA